Molecule: messenger RNA, 2044 nt
Organism: Spinacia oleracea (spinach)
Lineage: Eukaryota; Viridiplantae; Streptophyta; Magnoliopsida; Caryophyllales; Amaranthaceae
Product: probable receptor-like serine/threonine-protein kinase At5g57670
Exons: 9
Coding region: 83-1873 (596 amino acids)
Biological process (GO): protein phosphorylation
Molecular function (GO): ATP binding; protein kinase activity
Source: RefSeq, a predicted model, not a curated record
CAUACACAUAAAUAAAAAUUCAAAGUUGAUAUAUUUGACCCCAUACAUAAUUUAUAGUAAUAAUCAAAUUUUAAUAUAUGUGAUGAUCCCUUCAACAGCUCCAGCAAGAAUAAUAGUAGCAACUUCAUUAGAAGUUGAUGAUGUAAAAGAUCUUCUUUCUUGGGCAAUUAACAUUCUUUCUCAUCCCAACGACACCAUUAUCGCGCUACAUGUUUUAGUAGGGAAGGAGCCUAAGAAACUCGUACCGAAAUCGAGAGAAUAUAAGCGAUUUCGCCGAGCUAAGUCUUUCGUUCUUUCUGCCAUGGGGGAGUUUGCUAAGACUUGUCAAUGUAAACAGGUACAUUUGGAGGCUAGAGUGAGAUAUAGCUCGAGUGUAGGAAGUGGUUUAAUCGAAGAAGCCAAGAGAACAACGGCAGAAUUUCUAGUUCUUAGAGGCUCAAAACUUGAACAAAAAAGAAGAACAACAGGGGAAAUAACAAAGCAUUGCAUGAAACAUGCACCGAAAGGGUGCUCAGUUAUCUCGAUUGCAAAACUAGAAAAUGCGACAUUUGCUUCAUCGAUCUUAGAAGAGAGAUCAAAAGAAGAAAAGUCCCCAAGAACAGUUUUGGAUGGAGUUGAAGAUGCGGAAGAUGAUAACUCGAGUUUCGAUGAUUCCAGCAGUAGCAUUUCGGAAUUAUCAGUACCACCACCACCACCACCGACAACGACGACGAUGACAACAACAACAACAACAACGACAACAGUGACGACAACCAAGUGUAAGGAGUCGACAUUGAGACGUGUGGCGUCGUUUUUCUUAAAGAACACGUCAAGUGGAAGGAGAAGAAAUAAUAAUGAGAAAUAUAACAUUAAUAUUGAUGGAGUAGAAAAACCUUCUUUAAAAUACUUUAGCUAUCAUGAGAUCUCGCAAGCUACCAACGACUUUCAUCCAGAUAACAUGGUGGGACAAGGUGGAUACUCAGAGGUAUACAGAGGAGAUAUGAAAGAUGGAAACAGCAUAGCAAUCAAAAGAUUAACAAAAGACAACACAAACCAAAACAAAGAGAAGGAGUUUCUUAUAGAAUUGGGCAUUAUUACUCAAGUUUCUCAUCCUAACACGGCUACCUUAAUUGGUUAUUGUAUCGAAAAUGGUCUAUACCUCAUCUUCCCUUUCUCUUCUAAUGGAAAUCUUUUCGAUGCCCUUCAUAAUGGCGAGUCACUAGAAUGGCCGGUGAGGUACAAAAUAGCAUUAGGUAUAGCAAAAGGACUCCAUUACUUACACAAGUGUUGCAAACAUCGGAUCAUACACCGUGACAUCAAAGCUUCUAACGUCCUUCUUGGACCGGAUUAUGAACCACAAAUUACUGACUUUGGACUAGCAAAGUGGGUCCCUAACAAUAAGGGUAGUAACCAACAUGCUUAUUUACCGAUAGAGGGCACAUUUGGAUACUUAGCACCAGAGUAUUUCUUGCAUGGAAUUGUGGAUGAAAAGACGGAUGUUUUUGCAUUUGGUAUUCUACUUCUUGAGAUUGUCACUGGUCGAAGACCUAUUGAUUCUUCUACACAAAGUCUUCUACUAUGGGCUAUGCCAUUAAUGGAGCAUGGGAAAAUCUCCGAGCUAGUUGAUACAAGAUUAGAGGGUAAAUAUGACAUUGUACAAUUACAGAAAAUUGUACUUACAGCUUCUUGUUGUGUGAGACAUUCCUCUACAUGGCGUCCUUCAAUGAAUGAGGUGUUGGAGCUGUUAUCGGAAGAUCAAGAAUCAGAGAUUGCUAGAAAAUGGAGUGUUCAAAAGAGUUCAUCGCAUGAAAUAGAUGACUGUUCUAUGGUUUUUGGCUAUAAUAUUCUCGUCGAUAUGGAUUUUGAAAAAGCAAUUGCGGCUCUUGAAAUUUAGAAGAUUCAAACUAUAAAUUUAUUAUGAGUCUUUUCUCGAUCUUUUAGGAUGGAUGACUUAUUUCUUUAUUAGUUUUUUAUUGUUUUUUCUUCUAAUCGUAUUUAAUUAAUUAGUAUUCCAUAUAAGAUUGUCUAGCUUAAACUUGUGACUUGUAUAUUUAUACAACAAAAU